CGAAGAACUACGCUAUUUACUCAAGGCCAGGCGGUCCUGCGAUGAGAUCAUCGAGAGCAGAUGGUGACAAUGUGUUCUCCGGCCGUAGGAUGAACAAGAAGAGGAAGACCAAGAAAAUCAUCAAAAGCAAGGCUCGAAGAUUCCCAGCCUCCGUGAACGCGUUUCCCGCUUGGCUGCACAGCAAGUUUCACAAGCGCAGUGAGGUAAUCGCGAACUGGGGCCGGCUCGCGAAGCAGAUCUCAUUUCUCUGGAACUACCGCUAUGCGUGGAUGCACUGGAAGUUUCAUCCAGAUAUCAAGACCCCGUCAUCUGCGUCCGUGUCCGAAGAGGAGAUAUACAACGAGGACAAAGAAUUGUUCAGCGAUCGAGCUCGGCCAAAGGGAAAAUUGCACAGCACAAGCAGACCCUCUCCCUCUUUAACAUUCAAGAAAAUAAACAAGCUCGAUCUUUUGAAACGACCCGAUGAACAGCCCGUCCAUUGGUCUGCUCUCGACUCCGAAUUUCAGCAGCGACAGUGGCGCGACGCAUUCCGGACCGUUCCAGACCACGCAAGGUCGCCGAAGACGAGGAACAGGAAAACCCCGCGCUCGUCGAGACCUGCUUCACCCUUUCGCAACGAAGACAGGUCUCGUUCGCCGGCGCUGCGCAGCUCGUCCCCCGAUCGUUAUCAGGGUCUGCAAUCACUCCAUGCUGACCGCGGCCACCCACACAGGCAGCAGAGAAAGCAAAAACUUGAAGAGACUUUGCGCCAGGGAGCAGGAGGUGCACCGGAGCCGAGCAAGAAUGGUAGAAGUUCUGGCAGCACUUCUAAGGCGGAAAAUCAAGACCGUGCUAUGGCUUCCAGUGGUCGUGUUGCUUCUCGUGCAAUAAACGGAAGCACAGUCAAC
This is a messenger RNA of Amoebophrya sp. A120, 887 nucleotides long. The record is from the annotation of a GenBank genome assembly. NCBI's taxonomy places the organism in Eukaryota, Dinophyceae, Syndiniales, Amoebophryaceae.